ACGGUAACCGUUACAUGUUUUCGUUUAUGACACUCGAUCGAUUCUGACACCGUUACAAUCGUGAACGGCGUGAACUAAAAUGGUAGGUAUUURAAUAUUAUAUUACAUUUAUGGAGUACUUCAAGUAUUAGUAUUUAGUACACUAGUACUAUACUUACAUGACGAUAAUAUCCCUUUCACGGAGUCCUUUCCGUUCAUAAUUGUGACUACAAUAACGACAAGCCUUAAAAAACCAUCAGUGAGCCGUUCCCUUAAAAGUAAAUCGUGUCGUUCACCACGUGCCGCGUUGGAUGUCGUUCACGCCGAUUUCUAAUAUCCGUUCGGUUAGCAUUUUUGUUUUGAAUUCUUCGUUAYUAUYAUGACCAAUGAAGCGCGGAACAACUUGAUUCUGGCAAUGAACGACCCGUCUAACAUUCUUUAUUCUGACGAAAUUGUGGUGAUUAUUGCUGACCAGUACCCUAAGUCCGAACAUCACUAUCUAGUUAUGCCCAAGGAAGAUUUGUUGGAUGUCCGCUCGCUCAAGGRUCACCAUAUACCCAAGCUCAUCUAUAUGGAGCUCAAAGGCCUUGAGUAUGUAAUGCAUUCAACUGGACUGUUAGCGCAAGAUUUACUAGUUGGAUACCACACUUUUACAUCAAUGAACCGAUUGCAUUUGCAUGUGUUGAGUAAAGACUUUUGUGGUUCCCAUAUGAGGCWACCCCACCAGUGGAAUUCAUUUAAUACGGAUUUCUUUAUACCUACUCAUAAAAUAAUUUCUGAAUUACAAACUUUAGGACAAAUAAUAUUGCCGCCCAACAAGAAAUUUUUGCAUCAACCACUUCAAUGUAAUAAAUGUGAAUUCUUUACCAAUGACAUUAAUCAUUUAAAAUUACAUUUGAAAAUGGUUCACUGUUUGCCACAAGUCUUUUGAUAUUUUUUUAUCAAG
This is a messenger RNA of Diuraphis noxia (Russian wheat aphid), 925 nucleotides long. Its product is annotated as aprataxin. NCBI's taxonomy places the organism in Eukaryota, Metazoa, Arthropoda, Insecta, Hemiptera, Aphididae. The record is from RefSeq and is a predicted model, not a curated record. Gene Ontology annotation, cellular component: nucleus. Gene Ontology annotation, biological process: single strand break repair. Gene Ontology annotation, molecular function: single-stranded DNA binding; double-stranded RNA binding; single-strand break-containing DNA binding.